This is a messenger RNA of Oikopleura dioica, 381 nucleotides long. Lineage: Eukaryota; Metazoa; Chordata; Appendicularia; Copelata; Oikopleuridae. The record is from the annotation of a GenBank genome assembly.
AUGAGAAAUCCAAAAUCAAGAAGAGUAAGAAUCAGAAGCGACUCGCCAAAGAAGAAAAAGCAGAAGAUUGAAAUUUCUUCAUCAGAUUCAAGCGAGAAUUUAUUUCAAUUGAAGAAUUUCACCGCUGUUUUUGAGGCUUCUUUUCAGUCGCUUUCGUUGGAUUGCACGAUUUGCGGCUACUCCAUGGACAGUACUUGCGGACUGCAUCUGAAAAACCCGGAAGCAGAAAAUAAAAAAUGCGAAAUCUGCAUCGGAAAAUGCAACCAUGGCUACCACUUCUGCUGUUUGGCUAAAUAUCUUGCCUAUGCUGGUGAAAAAACACUUGAUGAGUGUCUCCAAUGCGAGUCAAAAUGGGAAUUCAAAGAAAAACUGCCAAUUUGA